Mytilinidion resinicola is the source of this 1729-nucleotide messenger RNA. RefSeq names its product WLM-domain-containing protein. Bases 19 to 1338 code for a protein of 439 amino acids. NCBI's taxonomy places the organism in Eukaryota, Fungi, Ascomycota, Dothideomycetes, Mytilinidiales, Mytilinidiaceae. The transcript has 2 exons. The record is from RefSeq and is a predicted model, not a curated record.
CCAAACCUACAACCCGCCAUGCCUCUCGGCUUCGAGCGCAUCAACGAGCGUACUCAGCGCCCGAACGCUCUCAUCAACUUCAUCAAACCACUCCCUGGCCCGACCGCCGAAACCGCUGCGCUCUUCCUCUCUCGCGUCGCCGCAAUCUGUUACCCUUUCAUGAAAACCAACCGCAUCCUCGUACAAGCCCUCGAAGAAUUCCCGCCAAACAAUGAGUUCGUUGGCCGCAACUUCAACGCCGGCGAGGUGAUCCAGCUGGUGCUGAAGGACAGGCAGGGGCGAUGGCUGAGUCUCCGAUAUGUGGAGAUGGUCAUGGUCCACGAGCUGGCGCAUUGUAAGGAGAUGAACCAUUCAAAGGCAUUUUGGAAGGUUAGAGAUGCGUAUGCAGUGGAUUUAAGAGGACUAUGGGGGAGAGGUUACACGGGGGAGGGCAUGUGGGGUCCAGGUAGACAUUUGUUGGACGGGGAGAUUGAGAAUGCCGGCGGAGAGGAGAGGGAUGUGCCGGAACAUUUGUGUGGCGGCACGUAUGGCAGGAGAAAGAAGAGAGGCCGUGCCAAGAAAGAGAAGGAGAAGGUCAGUUAUGCAGAGAGGAAACAAAGGAGGAUCUUGAAGAAGUUUGGCGAAGGGGGCAAAGCGUUGGGAGAUGAUGAGGGAACGAGAGUGAAACUAGAGGGAGGCGUAGCCAGAAAGGGCAAGCCGAGGGUAGCUGGCAGUGCUAGAGGCAGGGAAUUGAGAGCUGCUGCUGCUCUAGCAAGGUUCGAGCCUGUCAAGAAGGAGGAGAUCAAAGAAGACGUCUCUAUUAAGAUUGAGGAUUCGGACAGCGAUACAGAGGAUGAGUAUGAUGACGUGGACAACGCACACGCUGCUGUAGACGUGGAUGGAACCAAGAUGACGGAUGAAAAGGGCCAUAGCUUGGUCAAGAUAUGCGAAGGAGAGGAUGACGACGAUGGCGAUGCACGACGCGAGAUGGACGAGCUUCACGAUAUGAGCGACCGUAAGAGCGCUUCGAAAGAAUCAAAUUUCUCGUCGGAGCGUCGGGCGCCUAUGAAGCCAACGUCGAAGACAUCUGGUAUCACCAAAAGCGAUGGUAAAGGAAGCCGGCUACAGCCUCGAAAUCCUGCUACUCCGUCACCAAACCCUCAAAAACUCGAAUGUCCAAUCUGCUCUCUUGCUAACGACAGCGCCGCCCUCACUUGUGUCGUCUGCUCCAACGUCCUAAACACCAGCCUCGUUACGGAUCAUUGGCGAUGCCAAAGUAAUGCCUGCCAAGGUAGCAGGUUCAUCAACGCUGGAGACGCUGGUAUGUGUGGAGCGUGUGGGUCAGCGAGGAGAGUUUGAGUUUGGCCCAAGUGCAUGUAGCGAUGUCAGGUCCUCCACUCGUGGUGAAUUUUCUGUACAUGACAGCGUUUUUAUUUCAAAACGAUACCCCUUUAGUUUUAUUUCCCAUCUCAGCGAUCUACUUUGUACCAGGAUUCUACCACGCCUCACGCUCGAGAUUGCUGGCCUUGGGCGGGGAGCAGUUUGCGUCCGGCGAUCAACAUUGUUGAGGUGCCAAAGAGCACACAUUGAAUGGUAUCUAUAAAUCAAGUCCUGGUGUCUACAUGUAGCGAACACAUGUUUACAACUGCAACUCUCGUGCAAUCCGUCUCUUCGCAGCCGCCUCCACCUCGCCCGAAUUAUCCUUGAACACUAUAUCCAUCUGCUCAAGCGUCAUUCCAGACGUUUCAGG